This is a messenger RNA of Elephantulus edwardii (Cape elephant shrew), 1218 nucleotides long. RefSeq names its product glyceraldehyde-3-phosphate dehydrogenase, spermatogenic (gene GAPDHS). Lineage: Eukaryota; Metazoa; Chordata; Mammalia; Macroscelidea; Macroscelididae. Gene Ontology annotation, biological process: glucose metabolic process. The transcript is spliced from 11 exons. Gene Ontology annotation, molecular function: NAD binding; oxidoreductase activity, acting on the aldehyde or oxo group of donors, NAD or NADP as acceptor; NADP binding. The coding region runs from base 1 to 1218 and encodes 405 amino acids. The record is from RefSeq and is a predicted model, not a curated record.
AUGUCUAAGCGCGACAUUGUCCUUACGAACGUCACUGUUGUCCAGUUGCUGCGCCAGCCAUGCCCAGUGACCAGGCCACCACCCCCACCUGAGCCAGAGCCCCAGCCUGAGCCCGAGCCAAAGCCAGAGCCAAUAGCACAGCCUAUAGAAGAUGAUCCACCACCACCUCAGAAGGUUCCGUCUCCAGAACCACCCCCUAAGAAGCCAGCCCCAGAGUUGACAGUGGGCAUCAAUGGGUUUGGACGUAUUGGUCGCCUGGUGCUGCGAGCCUGCAUGGAGAAGGGUGUUAAGGUGGUGGCGGUGAAUGAUCCAUUCAUUGACCCAGAAUAUAUGGUGUACAUGUUUAAAUAUGACUCCACUCACGGCAGAUAUAAGGGGCGAGUGGAAUGCAAGAAUGGACAGCUAGUCGUGGAUAACCAAGAGAUCAGUGUCUUCCAGUGCAAAGAACCCAAAGAAAUUCCCUGGAAGACCGUCGGGAGCCCCUUUGUGGUGGAGUCCACAGGCGUGUACCUUUCCAUAGAGGCAGCUAUGAACCACAUCACAGCAGGUGCACAGCGUGUGGUCAUCAGCGCACCCUCACCAGAUGCGCCCAUGUUCGUCAUGGGUGUGAAUGAAAAGGACUAUAACCCUGGUACCAUGAGAAUUGUCAGCAACGCAUCCUGCACCACCAACUGUCUGGCCCCCCUGGCCAAGGUCAUCCAUGAGCGAUUCGGGAUAGUGGAAGGGCUGAUGACCACAGUCCAUUCCUACACAGCCACUCAGAAAACCGUGGAUGGGCCAUCCAAAAAGGCCUGGCGAGAUGGACGGGGUGCCCAUCAGAACAUCAUCCCUGCCUCCACGGGGGCUGCCAAGGCUGUCGGCCAAGUCAUUCCAGAGCUUAAAGGAAAGCUGACAGGGAUGGCAUUCCGAGUGCCAACCCCAGAUGUAUCUGUUGUGGACCUGACCUGCCGCCUGGCUCGACCUACCACAUACUCAGACAUCAAAGAGGCCAUAAAAGCAGCAGCCAGGGGGCCCAUGGCUGGUAUCCUGGCCUAUACAGAGGAUGAGGUGGUUUCCACGGACUUCAUCACCGACCCCCAUUCCUCCAUUUUCGACGCCAAGGCGGGCAUAGCUCUCAAUGACAACUUUGUGAAGCUCAUUUCCUGGUAUGACAACGAAUACGGGUACAGUCACCGGGUGGUCGACCUCCUGCGCUACAUGUUCAGCCGAGAGAAUUGA